This is a messenger RNA of Bombus pyrosoma, 6527 nucleotides long. Its product is annotated as HEAT repeat-containing protein 1. Gene Ontology annotation, molecular function: snoRNA binding. Gene Ontology annotation, cellular component: 90S preribosome; small-subunit processome; t-UTP complex. Gene Ontology annotation, biological process: positive regulation of transcription by RNA polymerase I; maturation of SSU-rRNA from tricistronic rRNA transcript (SSU-rRNA, 5.8S rRNA, LSU-rRNA). Bases 260 to 6460 code for a protein of 2066 amino acids. The transcript is spliced from 8 exons. NCBI's taxonomy places the organism in Eukaryota, Metazoa, Arthropoda, Insecta, Hymenoptera, Apidae. The record is from RefSeq and is a predicted model, not a curated record.
AUUUAUAUCAGAGUUUAAUACAAUAUUUAAGAAUUCCUGUAAUUGAGGUAGGUUUUCUUUUACGCGUAGUACUUCCGUUGGUGAAAAAAGGAUUAAAGCAUAACACCGUAACACGUUCUUCUGUGCAUCUGCCUGUGCAUGCUAAUUUAAUAUAUCAUAAAUACUGGAAAUAUUUUAUGAUAUUUGUAAAAAACCUUUUUACUAUAUUAAGGAAGAUUUGACUCCAUCUAUUUCUAACGAAUAAAAAAAAAGUUUCAAGAUGGCUACAUCUCUUGCGAGACAAUUAAAACAAUUAAGAGCCCCUCAAACAGGAAUACUGCAUCAAGAUAAAAAACAUGCAAGCUUGUUAUUUGAUCCCGGAGAAGCUGCUAAUUUAGACAGAGAGACAGUUCUAAGCAUAGGUCAAAAUGGAUUGCAAGAGUUGAUUAAGUUAUCAGACGUAUUUUUAGAAUUUGAACAUACUCUUUUUGCACAAAGUUCAUUGAAUCUCGAACGUGCUGUGCAAGAUGUUAAAGUUAAUAAGAAGUUAGAUAGACAGAUUGAAAAGUUUCUUAUCCUUUUAUCUCCUUACUUCUUGCUUAAUAAUGCUCAUAAAACUCUUGAAUGGUUAAUACGUAGGUUUCACAUAGAAGAAUUUAAUAGAGAUCAAUUUUUGCUUUUAAUAUUACCUUAUCACGAAACUCGAAUGUUUGCAAGAGCUUUACAACUAUUAAAUCUAUCUGAUGAUGUUGAUAACUGGCACUGGUUACAACCCCUUCAAAAGCCAGGUGUUCCCUUAGCUACAAUAACAUUAGUCAAUCGUCUUAGUUCUGAUAAUGCUUUAUUAAAGUUAAUUUGCAAUCACGUAAUUACCGCUACUAAUACAUAUUCAGAACGGGCGUCUUCUUUAAGUACUUUGUAUGCAUUUUACACAACUUCAAUAUUAGGAAUUAUCGAUCAAUUAUCUGGAAUUUCCGAAAUACAAAUGGGUCAUAUGUUACCAGCUAUUUUAAAAGGUUUAGGAAGUUCCAUCUCCGAUUUCGUAGCCAGCAGUUACAUGAUCUUAGCAAAACUGACGUUCAAAGAGAAACUAAAUGACAUAACUAUGGAAAAAUUACUUCUGAAGAUAUUUAAGAAAACGUAUCUAAAAGAGGAAGCAUUGCACCUGUUAUUCUUCUUGUACAAUGUACCAAUUCAUCAACCUACUACAGUUCCAAAAAGUCUUGCUACUCGACUAUCAGAAUUGUCCUGGUUCAUCGAGCUCGCAAUCAAGCUUCAAUCCUCUAAUGUGAACAUACUAAAAUUCAUUGUAUCAUUACUACAAACAAGUUGUCGCAUGAUUUUGGACAGUCCAUCAGAAACAGUUCGAAUACAGAAUAUGGUGAAUGAGAUAUUGUCACGAAUAAAGCUGGAUGAUAUUGGAGUGGACACCAUUUUGUGGAAUGUAUUGCAGAAGGAGUUUCUUUCAACCGACAUGAAAAACGAAGCUAGAGAAUUUCUAAUAAGAUUGUAUCAUACUCUUGAAAGAACGUAUCCUGAAAGAUUCGAUGAUUACUUGAAAGGAUUGAUGAAACGCAGCGAAACGGACAAAGAUUCCAAACUGGCAUUGGAAUUCGUCACAUCGUGGCAUUUUGGAGCCAAGGACACGCAAGAAGUUGUCGGUAUACUUGACAAAUUGAUUCACAUCAAUCCAGUACAGAGAAUUGUAGCGUUGGAAAUGUUGGCGGAUUCCGAUGUGAAUAUUCCUGAAAGUUUCCAGGAGAUGAUGACAACCACGAUACAAUCCAGAUUUAGUGACACAGAAGUAAAUGUAAUCAAAGCUUUGCUCUCUAUUUCUACGAAACGCCUAACAAGUCUUCUAUCUGCAGAUAUAUUGAUUGAUGAGCUGAAAAUAUUACUAUCGACUUGUCACACCAGCCAUAGGAAAAUACUAGCGAAACCAGCUUUGAAAAUCCUAUUAGAACUUUGUAAAGUCGGAGAUGAUACUAGCGUAUUCAUUACAUCAUUGCCAUAUUUAUUCCCAAAUGACGACGCAGACGUGGAUAUCGCGAUGGAAGUAUUAGAAUCAAACUUUGCUAAGAACAAUAUUUAUAUGCAACACGUGCAGAAGGAUCUAGGAAAAUUACCGAACGCAGAGGCGGUUUCAUCGGCAUCUUUUCAUAAUAUAUUAAACUGGGAAUUGCUGCCGCCAACAGAUAGCAUAUUAAGCGCAAUGAAGCAACAGAUCGCUCAUGGUGAUGCAGCUUCCAUGUUUUUCAAUCUAAUUUUACUCGGAUCCGUAUGUAGAGUCCCUGUUGGAUCUCUGGAACCGCAAAUAGCUCGAGAGGUAAUCGAAAUGGCCACGGAAAUGAUUAAAAAAUACCCGCAAGUAAAAUUAUUACAAAAUUGCAAUAAUAUUACAGGAGAUAAUAUACAAAUGGCCAUAGAAUUAACUUCUCAAGGUGUUCUCCCAUUGCAAGUGGGUACCUACGUUCUGGAAAUGGUUCACAGACGUCUCGAUUUGAAGUCGAAUCCGGCGAUUGAUUUUGAGAACAAUCAACAUCGUAGUAAUUUGAUUUUGAGACUUCUUGAGAUGUUCUUCGAGGGAAUAGACAAUGUAUAUUGGUGCAAGCAUUAUUCUCGUUGUCUACAAAUAUUUUUCCAAAGACAUUUCUCCACGAUUCAGGAUCUUAUCCGCUUUCUCUCUCAACUGUACAUAAAGCCUGUGAAGGUGCAAACGUCCUUUCAUUGCUUGAAGAUAACUCAAGUCUUGCUGAAUCAAUGCAAAUCUACUGAAUGGGCGUUCGAGGAUAAAGUCUUUGUCACGAAUUUGUUACUUUCGUUAGCCAGAGAGAACAAUGAAUGUCGAAUAGCGUCAUUAAAAGUACUCGAGAAGCUCAUAAGCAAGUGCUCAAGUGCUCAAGUGCUUAAUCGUUGCACAAUGGUGAAUCCUUUUCUAUCCUUACUGCAAGAACUUGUCAUCAGAAGCCCAGAAAUAUCUUUAGAUCCUGAUCAAUUGUCUUUAUCUCUUUACAUUCUAUUAUCACCUGAUCCAGAUGUAUGUAAACAAUUGAAGACUGAUCUUCGAAAGAGGCUACAAUAUGCGCAACAAAUGUUAUUCGAGAUAGUCAUGGACCAGCAAACUCCUUUACAUAUUAAAUCACAGUUGCUUGAUAUUCUAGUUUACGUGAAUGGGCCCACAAUACUUCAACAAUUAGUUCCUCUUGGAUUAAACCUUCUAGAAAUGCUGCAGGCUGAUUCCAAAAAUAAAUCUGCAGGAAAUUUGUUGAAAAACAUACUUCAGAGAUUCAACAGCGUAACAGUAAAGGCACUCACUGUUGAACAAGUGUGGAAAUUAUUCGAAGCUAGCAUAGAGGAGCACAAGAUCAAAGUAAUAACAGAAUCCGGAAAUCAACAUCCACCAAGUGUGAUUCUUCUAAAACAAAUAGGAAGUACCUUCUUCCAAAAAGCUGAAGAAGCGUCCAAUGUUCUUCAGAAGAAAAUUCUAGCUAAAUUAGUAGAUGUAGCCACUGAUUGUGAAAUAGGAAACAUUAUUUCUUCAACCAAUAGAGCAAUGAGAAAAAUUCAAGUGAACGCACAGCUCAUAGUCGACGAGCUACAGAUCAUGAAGGAUCUCAAGAAUGCUGAAUUAAACGACAGUAAAAUGAAAAAUAAAAGACGGAUCAGUCUCAUUCGUGCUCCUGACCCAACCAUCAUCAACAGAAGAGAAUGGAAACGUGGCGUGACUCUCUUAGAGUUCGUUCAACAAGCUGACAAUAUCGAACACGAGGAAUUACUCUACCCGAUCCUGUUUAAUUUGCUGAAGACGUGCCUCAGUUUCGAGGAACAAAGUCCUAUAGAAUAUACGAACCAAUUAUUACUAUCCACUAUUCAUCGAUUGACAGUGAAGAAAUUGCCUAUUCGUGAUGCUCAUUUACAAAUAGACCUAAUCACACAAUGUAUUAGAACUUCAAGGAAUCCCCAAACUCAUCAUCAUGCUCUAUUAGUUCUAGUAGAGUUAUUAAAAAUCGUCGAUGUGAGAUGUGCUCUAUACACUAUAAUGCCCAUUUUCACUUUCAUGGGAAGUUCUGUGGUACGCCAGGACGAUGCUUAUUCUAUUCAAAUAAUAUCCAAGACCAUCGAAACCGUGGUUCCUAUAAUAAACGCGGCUGAGAAUGAAACUCACGCUUGUGAAGUUCUAAGAACAUUUAUCGUUUCGUUACCCGAUAUUCCAGAACAUAGACGGAUUCCAUUAUUUGUAAAGUUAUUACAAUUAUUGGAUAAUCAUUUUCAUUUGUAUUACUUGUUGAGUUUUGAAAGUCACGUUAUGUCGAGAACUAUGCGUAUUACAAAUCAAAAGACACCUGGACAGAGAUUAGACUUUGCUCUACAGGUAUCUCAAGAAUUUCCACCCGCGAGACUUAUUCAGAUUUGCGUGAAAUUGGCUCAGUUUCUGAAGGAAUUGCCUGUAGAUGUAGAAGACGAAGAAGGCAGGAGAGCUGCGAUUUCGUUUAAAUAUAAACACAUUUUUGAUGUGAGUACUAGUAGUCCUAAACACUUGAGACAUUAUAAAUAUACUCUGGUCCAGUUUUUAAGUAAUCUGUUAUCGUCACCUCAUUUUAUUAAUAAAGUUGCCGAGUUCGAUUCUACCGAAGUGAAUAAUGUGAGACCAUAUUAUGAUCAACUGAUUGUCGAAUUAAUCAUACUAAUCCAAUGUACCUCGAAGAAUGCUGAUAAACAUCAAGGAAAGCCAAUUGCGAAAUAUUGGAAGGUUCUUUUACAUCAUUUAUAUGACGUGUUAGAUUUGGUGAAUAAUUUAUUGCCAAAUGGAAUAUUCUUGGUCAGUAUCCAGCGUCUGAUAGAACAUAAUUUACUGACAGUGAAGAGAAAAGCCUUGGAGCUUCUUAAUACGCGUCUUCAACAAAGAAAGUUCAAUGAAGAGGAUCAUGAAGAUUUGUUACAGUUGAUUGAAUCUUUGUCGAAGACAGUAUCAGUGAAAGUAAAGUCUGAAACGCAGGAACAGGAGAUUGUACAGCAAACUGUCUUGAUUACUAUAAAAUUAUUGGCGAAAUUGUUGGCUAGUGAUCAUCCCAUACUGUUCAAACCGAUUCUUGAGACGACCACUGAGCUGUUAGGUUCAAGAGAAGGACCAGUACUAGCCAGCGCUGCUCUUUGUGUCGCGGAAUUAUGCAGUUCUAUGCGCAUUCACGCGAUACAUUCAUUGAACAAAUUUGUACCGGCGAUCCUGCAUUUGUUAGAAGAUCACUGCCAUCAAGGUGUGCCGGAUGUAAUAGUCGUCAGUAUAGUAAGCGCGUUGCAAAAGAUCGUCGAAUCUGUAGGGAACUUCUUAUCUUUGUAUUUGGAUCAGUUACUGUUUGAAUUGGCGAGAUUAAACUCUCUGUACACUGAUACGGAACAUCAAAAGAUUGGCAUCGUAAUAUCACGAUUAAAUGCAACGACCCAGAAACUCUCCACGUGCAUACCUUCGCGAGUCCUGUUACCAGCAGUCAACAGGACAUAUAUGACGUUACUUGCAAAGAAAUUGUACCAACGUAUUCCGGCGCUGAUGAACGUGCUAGUAGAAUCAUUCAAUAGUGCUCAGCCUAACGACAUAAACGCAGUUAUACCAGAUUUAGGCACAUUCUUCUUGAAGGUUUUACAGUUUCGCGAAGAUAUUUCAAACUCGCCAGAUGACAUGGAAGUAGACGAAUCGGAAUUAACGCUGAAGGAUGUGGUGGUCGUAGAGGAAAGCGCCAGUAAAGCAUUGGUUUCUUUAGUACUGAAAUUAAGCGAGACUACCUUUAGACCACUUUAUUAUAAACUUUACGACUGGGCUGCUAGAAAUCCACAGUACAAGGAACGAAAUAUCACUUUCUACAGACUUUCAGCUAACAUAGCAGAGUGUCUAAAAUCACUUUUCGUUCUGUUUGCUGGUCACUUCAUCAAGCAUGCAGCGAUAUUGUUAAGUAGUAAUAAUCCAGCGAUCGUAGAGGAACCGCAGGAGAUGACUCUGCCUGAAGAGUCUAGCAAAAUCGAGUUAGUAGAAUCCAUUUUAUUGACCCUAUAUCGAGUCUUCAGUUACGACGCUCAUAAUUUCGUGAGCCAAGAGAGGUUCGAAAUACUGGCUCAACCAAUCGUGGAUCAGUUGGAGAAUACUUUGGGCUCCACAGAGGGCUAUGAGAAAAGAGCGAGUGAAUUAGUGGUGCCUUGUAUUGCUGCCUUCGCUAGUGCCAUUCCUGAUGACUCUUUGCACAAGCAAUUAGUGUACCAGACGUUGUUGAAAACAAGACAUACGAAACCACAUGUUAGAACCGCUGCACUGAAUGCGUUGGUUGAAAUUGUAAGGAAGCUUGGCGAAGAUUUCAUGCCACUCUUGCCAGAAACUAUACCCUUCUUGGCAGAAAUGUUGGAAGACGAAGACGAAACUACGGAGAAGUGUGCUCAAAAUGCAGUACGCACCUUGGAGGAGAUUUUAGGCGAGCCCUUACAAAAAUAUUUCUAAUUCCCAAUUUAAUUUUUUAAAUAAAUUUCCAAUUAAAUUUUAUAUAUUCUUGCAAUACAGAAUGUGA